AUGCGGAUCAGAUACAGGGGUACUGAUACGGAUAAAGAACUCCUGUUUCGUGGAUAUGGCAUCGUUGCUGUGAGUUGUUGCACUGUGCACGAGGUCCCGAGAGUGGCACUGCGUUUAGGGUUCUCGGAAUGGCAAUGCAUCGGUUCAGAGGGUCAGUGCAGUGCCGCGACAGGAGUGCCAGAGACCGAGUUUUGGCACUCUCGAGGGGAGGGAAAAAAAUCAGCUUCACCCGCCAUUAACAUGCAAAUGGAGCCAGCAGUUGGGGAUCAGCGACUCAUUAAGCGAGUAACAACUUUGCAGCUGCACUUGGAGGACCUCUACUGCUUCCACUACACGGCGAGCAACGACGACAUCGUCAAGAGCAUGGGCUGGGACAUGUACAACCCCGCCCGCGAGUACCACCGCAUGGGCGUCCCCUGCGACUCGUGGUCGCCCACCGCCCUCAAUCACAAUUAUGAGAUCUGUGACACGUACCCUCAGGAGCUCUUCGUCCCCGCCUCGGCGCCCACGAAGGUCAUCCUCAGCAGUUCCAAGUUCAGGAGCAAGGGCCGCUUCCCCGUCCUCUCUUACCUUCACAAAAACCAGGCAGCGCUGUGUCGGUCCUCGCAGCCCCUCUCCGGGUUCAGCGCUCGGUGCGAGGAGGAUGAAGAGCUGUUGGACUGCAUCCUUCACUCCAACCCAAACUCUUCACACAUGAUCGUUGUGGACACAAGACCCAAGAUCAAUGCUAUGGCGAACCGCGCGGCUGGAAAAGGCUAUGAGAAUGAGGCCUAUUACGAAAACAUCAAAUUCCACUUCUCUGGGAUAGAAAACAUUCAUGUCAUGAGAGCUUCCCUUACCAAGCUAAUUGAGACAUGCCAGCUGGUUACCCCCUCGAUGAGCGGCUUCAUCGGGGGCGUGGAGUCGUCCGGCUGGCUGAAGCACGUGCGCUCAGUCCUGGAGACGGCGGCGUUCAUCACCAGUUCUAUGGUGGAGGGCGUCAGCGUCCUGGUGCACUGCUCGGACGGCUGGGAUCGCACGGCCCAGACCUGCGCCCUCGCCCAGCUCAUGCUCGACCCCUACUACCGCACGACUCAAGGAUUCCAGAUACUCAUUGAGAAGGAGUGGUUGGCAUUUGGACACAAGUUUACUGAUCGCUGCGGACACAUUCAAGGUGAUGGCAAGGAAGUGUCGCCGAUCUUCACACAGUUUCUUGAUUGUGUGUGGCAACUGCAACAGAUUCUGCCCUCAGCCUUUGAAUUUAAUGAAAGAUAUCUGCUAAUUCUUCAUGAUCAUGUUUACUCAGCUCAGUUUGGAACUUUCAUUGGAAAUUGCCAGAAGGAUCGCAUUGAUCUAAGAUUAGCAGAAAGGACUUACUCCCUCUGGGGCUACAUGAAGAUGCAUGAAAGCGAGUACAAGAACCCUCUGUAUCGAAGAGACUCAACUACAGAUGUCCUCAAAGUCAUUCUUUGUCCUCAGAGCAUCAGGUUCUGGCGUGGCAUGUACAACCGCUUCGAGAAUGGUGUGCAUCCACGAGAGCCUCUGGGUGAUCUCUUGGCGGCAACAACAGAGCACACACAAGGGCUCACCGACCAGGCAGAGUUUCUUACAAAGCGCAUCACUUGGCUCAAGAGUGAGUUAGAACUGAAAAGUGGCCAUUCACAGAAGAAAGACACAGACAACCGGUUACUUGAGGAUGGAGCACAACAGAAUGGAGACGAAAAGGUCAGUCCCUUAGUAGGUGGCCUGAGUAUGCGAGAAGUCGAGGAGUCCCUGGUUUCCGUUGGUGCUUUGACUGUCAACAGUGCAGAUGCAGCUGUUACACCUGAGAAACUCUCCCCAGGAUCCAACUUUAUUCAUCCAGCACAGAUUAUAGAGAGCGGCAAAAGGUUGUUGAAUCAGUUGUCCACGUACCAGUCUACUAGAAUUCUUUCACCUGAAAUCACUUCUGUAGCCCUGGAUUGGAAGACCUUCAGAAAUGUUCGAGAGUGUUCUUGUUCAACACCCUUUGAUCACUUCAGUCGUAAGUACCACUGUUGGCGAUGUGGAGAAGUCUUCUGCACAAGAUGCAUUGACAAGAAAGCAGCACUCCCUGGUCACUUGAGCCAGCAGCCUGUACCCGUGUGCCGACCCUGCUACAAGGAUGUCACUCGUUCCAUCUCCGUUGAUACCCCAUAGAUAAUUGUGGUUGCUAUUGACACUGUGGAUCUUUGAUAAUGUGGCCUCAAAGUUGUUGCUAUUUUCUACCGUAUAUUUUGUGAUGAAUAAGGAAUUUUCAUGUAACUUCAGAUCUAUUUUCUUCUUAUUUUUUUCACAUAGGAUGAAAUUUGUUGGGUUGACCAACAGGAAUUUUUGAUGCAGGGAAUAUUAGAGGAGGUUAUGGGUUUUGCCUUCUCAGGGUAUUGUUAAUCACAAAUGUAUCGUAAAUCUUAACUGUCCAGGCUACAGGAUAGUGUGGUGUGUAUGCAUUACUUUUGUAUCUGUUCCUUUGAUUUUUGUUGGAAAACUAAGUAUCUUUGAGACAAGGAGCUAAAUUUGAUGAACAGGUUAUUCAGUAAUCAUGUAAUUCAUGGAGGCUAUUAUCAAGACAAAGUUCACUUUUAGAAUAAUUUAUAAUUACUUAUGAAUAUUUAGUGACUAAGAUUAUGAUUAUUCUAGUAAAUUUAACUUGUAUAAAAAAAAUACAUUGUGAUUUCCUAUCAUUAUAUUGCAGAGAGCCAUCAUGAAUGUGACACAGAAUAAAUCUGUUUAUAUCAACCUAUAUCAACAUUGAUUUAGCACUUUGAUGCUGACAUAAUCAAAUAAAUAAUUUGUAGUCAUUUAUAUCAAUUUUUUUCCUUCUUUAAUAGUAGAAUCUAGAUUUUAGGUCUCAGGAGCAGCCUAGUCAUUUUAUUUCAUCCAUAUAACAUUUCCAGAUAAUAAUUCUUUUCCUUAGUUUGUCAGAGAAGAGUUGCUCCUCAUCAGUUGUGAUUUUCCCAGUGUACUGAAGGAAAAGGGUUUUCUAAAAGUUAUGCACUGGCUAUCUAUGAUAUCAAAGGUUUUAUAGCAUUAUUUUUUCAAUAGAGGUUGUGACAGUUGGCUAUCUGUCUAGUGUAGAAUCAAGUGGUUAACAUUAUCCUGUCAAAGUUAAAAUGUAACUGUUGAAUGUGGCUAGUCACUACCAGUUUGAUUUAGUAAAAUGAAAGGGUACCGUUACCUUGUUAAUUACAUUUCUUGUUGUUCAUUGCUCUCUUGGUGGUAUAGUACCCCUCUUUUCAAUAUACUUCACAGUAGAUCUUGCUCAGAAAUAAUUACUGAUUUUGUAGUUUUUAAUCCUAUGUAUAGACUAUUAAGAACACAGUAGAGGUAAUUCUUUAAACAUAUUUUAAGUUAAUAUUUUGAUAACUCCUUGCACUCAUUUUGUCCAUAUUGAUUAUCACUGACAGCCCUAAUCUUGUAAGCUUGAUCAUGAAAGACAAAGAAAGCAUGGAAGAGUCUCUCUAUGGAACAGAAGAUUCAGAUAUCUUAUACCUUUGUUUAUUCAGAAGACUUACUUUCCACACAUGAUAUGGUGCAUAAUACCUGUCAGUAAGGAUGCAAAAUCUUAUUGAUGAUCAAAUCUUGGCUGUUUUAUCCACAGUUUAGGUCUCUAGCAACUAAACAAUCAAUACAUAUUUGUCCAGUAUUUAUUAUUGAGACAUCCCACCUAUUCUCAUUUCAAGUUCAGGUGAUUAUGAAACAACCACAAUCUAGGACUGAAUUGUUCGAAUAACUUUCAGGUAAACUAGAUCAGCUGAUUCCAAGAAUAGUUAAUUAAUGAUCUACUGCAGAGAUGUAAGCUUUAGAUUUUUAUCAAGGCUGUCUGUAAAUACAUAAUAACCAGACCUUAAACAAAUGAUUUUUUUUUCUAGUUCUAGCAUCUGAAGUAGGUGAUAAUGACCCCACCUUACACCUCCCAUAAGUAAUGAAAUCUUGCCCUCAGUGGCCAACUACCUUUAUGCUACAAUUUGUGGCUUCCCCUGUGAUAGUGUGCAUUGUGAUACACAACCGAGGAAUAGCAAACCCAGACUUGUGCAUGAUGCCACAUGCAGUGUAAUUAGUAUACAGUAGCUAGAGUAUUCUGCCAUCAUUCUAGAGUCUUUGGUUAUUUAAUAACUAUCUGUAAGACGUGUACAACAGCUGAUUGUAAUCUGUCAUAUUAUUUAUAUUCUUUGAUGUUUGCUCAUGGUCUUUUGGCAUAUUUAUUUUGAAAUUAUGUCUGCAAUGACCAGUGUCCACAUACCGUGUACUGGUUAAGUUCCACAAAGUAUCACAGCUGAGUUCAAAUCAUGGUGUUUUAAAUCCCAAAACUCAAUUGAAAUGAGGUUUUUAAUUAUGAUUUGUAUAAAAUCUUAAUUUUAAGUUCUUUACUCCAAUUUUGUAUUUUCUUUUGCUUGUGUAUUAUAAUGGUACUACAAGGAUUACAGUUUUCACUUAGACUUUAGAUAUAUUCACACAAGCAUACUUUGUUUCAGGUGGUUGUGUAAUUCGUAUGUGCAUGUGUAUUUUCCUUUCUGAGAUUGUCCCUUGACUCAGAAACAGAUUGAAGCAAACAAUAUUUUGAUUUUUUCUCUACUAUAUUGAAUUUGUUACCAUACAGGUGAAAUAUUUUCUUGCAUAAUAUACAAUUUUAUAGUGUUCCACUGUAUUGGCUUGAGGCUAGUAUACUGAAAUGAAAAUUUAAAAGAGAAUAAUCAAUGAACAAAAUACUCUCAUAAAAGAUAAAAUCUUCAAAGUCAAUAAUGUUGAAUAUGGAUCUGAUUCUUUGUAAUGCAAAAAUUAUUAUAAUAUAUGUAGGACAUUAGUGUUGCAUACAAGACCAAAUUGGUAGAGAUUGAAAAUGUUAUACCCCAUAAGACUUGAAAGAUAUUUGGUCAGGGAUGAAACCAAUAGCUGAAAGCUUGAAAAAAUAAAUGGAAAUUACUAUUAUUGUUAUUAUUUUGAGUAUAUGAUAAUAACUAGUUUGUAUUCAACAUAUCCAAAGACUUCUUUUGUAUGCUGACCUUGUCAUAUUGUGUAGUAUUUCUAUACAAAACCUCUUUUCUGGAGUGUGUUAAUAUUUCAUACAUAAACCCACAAUAUUUUUGCAUGAUAUUUGAUCUUGCAAAUAUUAUGUUUCAAUACAUAUAUACUUUUUCUUUUCUUUUUUUUAAUAGGAAGUAUACAGUACUCAAUACAUUUUAUCAUAUCUCUAUAGUCCGAUUUCAUAAUAUAACUUGAAGUGAGAUCCUUUUUGGGUCACUGUACAAAGGUACGGAAGUACCGUGAUAAAGAAAUAAAAAGAGUUGCUUUAUCAGUUUGAGCCUCUUAUGUAAGUGUUCUGUGUUGUCAGCUUGUAUCUGUUGAAAUAGACAUGAAGAAGUCCUGAACUCUAUUGUUCAUUUCUGUUGAUGAAAAAAAAAAAAAAAAAACCAAGCAUAUUUAGAAGAAAAAUAUGACUGCUUCAAUUUUACAGCUAUGAAACAAGACUCAUCUGUUGUUUGUAGAAAUCCACAAAAGACAAGUGCUUAAGUAUGAUAAAGAAUAUUUGAUUAUUUAACUGUAAAACAGUGUUCAUUGGGUCAUUAUACAUCAAAAUUAUUAUAAAACAACAACGAAGACCCAUCUCAACUGCAAAUAUCAAAUUACUUAAAUAUAAAUGUCUGUAUUUCUUCAAUGAAGUGAAACACAUGUAGAGCAAUACUCGUGUUAUAAAUAUGUUACCACUCAAGCUUUGCAGUUUCAAAUCUUAAUGGAUACUAUUUAUGUACAUUUUCCAAGUAUUUCAUUUUUUUUGGUCAUUCUAUAAUCUCUUUUAUAAUUCCCACUAUGUAUUAUCAGAUCUUUGUGAUUUACCUUUUAUAUAAUCUGGGGAAAUGCCUCUGUAUAUGUAUAUCUGUGAAUACUGGAUUAUUUUUCAAUUUAUUGUUCCACUACAAAUGUCUCUGCUUGAUGAUCACUAAAUUCUCAAGUUGAAUAGUAACUUCACAAACAAAAAGAAAAAAAAAAAGAUAAAAACAAUCUCUUAUUUGCAUUCCAAUUACUGUUUUAAGAAAAGCCCACAAUUCUUCAUUACAUUUGUAUUUAAUACUGGACUGUACACCCUUAAUGGAAGGGUGAUGUGUAUCUUAUUUAAGUUUCUUCAAUCAUUAUGUGAGUGGUGUGUAGUCCAUGAUAACAAUUUGUAUUAUGAUAUAAUAAUCUUGAUCUGUAAAUAGCAAAGCUCUUAACUUGUAUGUUGUAUAUAGGAUACUGGCAGCACCUAGACUUAUGGGCCAUUGGAAGAACUACUUAUUUUUUACAUGUACAAUAAUGCUGAUAUUGUUAAAUAAUGUUAUGAAUAGCAAGUCUAUGAUCUGAGGUGUGAAGUAAAGUAAAUAAAUAUUA
Penaeus vannamei (Pacific white shrimp) is the source of this 6363-nucleotide messenger RNA. The record is from RefSeq and is a predicted model, not a curated record. NCBI's taxonomy places the organism in Eukaryota, Metazoa, Arthropoda, Malacostraca, Decapoda, Penaeidae.